GAACAAGUAAUAAAUGAUAUAUUCAGUAAUUUGUUCUGUCAAAAUUAACAGAUAAAUUUUUACGUCAAGGUUGGGAAUAUACUACUUGCUCUUAUUUAUAAACGUCUGUGCGCGUAUUUUUUAAAAAUUAUUAUUGGAUAGUAGAUAUCGCAUUUGGUAUAUCACAUGUUGCCGUAGAGGGAUCGAUCCCGAUUCCCCAUAAAGAGUAAGGAAAAAACGUUGAAAUCAACAUGACGCCACCGUUGGUUGAUCCAAAUACACCGCCGUGCUCCUCGCACCAUAAUCAUAAUGAUCACGAGUAACCGGAACGUCCGUGCGUUCUAACUUCAACGUCAUUCAGUAACACGUCACCAUGGGGUCGUUUUUCAGAUAGAUUUACAGAUAUGGAAGGCAUUGUGGUUGAAAAACGCAAUAUGGGAUAUACUUACAUCACUUAAUACUGAUUAAUGAAUACAAUAUGUUUCUGUUUGUAUAUAGUGGGAUUUGUAUGGACCAAUUUUAUGCAUGCAUCGAGGCGUGUCUGCACUUUUAGCUCAUAGAACAAUAAUCCGGUAAACGCCGAAGAUAGCGGAUAAGUCACGCCUCACUACUUGUCGUUGAAUUAUAUAUAUAGUUUUUAUAGUAUACUUCCUGGUGCAGGAACAUGAAUUUCGUGCUCCGAGUACUUUUUCAUGAAUUUCAAAGGGCGAAAAUUCAAUUAAUUUCUCUUGACAAACAGUAGGCCUAAGUACGAUAUAAACUCGCUGAUUGAACCAUGUGAUUGAAUAAUUAAUGGUAUAAGAAUAGCGGCGUUAUUCUUUGCAGGUAAUCUUGAUUUUUUUCUGCACAACUGAAUGCCAAGUGUAAUGUGUAUUUAUGACUAAUAGUAUCAUAAAUACAAUGUUGCUCUGGAUGAUGCAUUUUGUACACAGAGGGACGUAAACUGAUGAAGAUAUUACAUAAGUGAUGACUACAAAUGUGUCUAAAAUGGAAUCAGAGGAGUCCAUUAUCCAAAAUGAACUUUACCCCGCAAGUUUGUCAAUGUCACGAACAUGCGCAGUGGACAGUAAAAAUACAUCACCGAAAAACAUAGCAUCGUGUCAAACCGUAACGCAAGUAAAUGAAACUGUCAGUGAUGACGCCAGAAGUGCGUCUCAAGCCGAAAUCUUCGAGGGAUCCAUUUGUAAAGUCAGAAACAGCAUUCCUGAAAAUAACGAAUUUCACGAAGAAACACUUUGCAAAGAUCCGUUAAAAGUCAACAGCAAAAGCUUAGUGGCUGAGACACAGACCGAGUCUAAGAUGAAAAACAUUUCCUCAGCAAAUGAUUUUGAUUUUAGCGAUCGUUUAAAUAAAACAUCCGACGAUAUGAUACCAGAAAUGUCGAGAAUGUCAGUAACAAGUCCAUUCUUAUCCCCACCUAGUGAUUCAGUUAAUGGAAUACGGCAUGACGAAAAUGCUUCUAAUAGCAAGCAUGAAAUGUAUAAUAAGUGCUCUGAUGAACUUACUAAACCCAUGGCAAUAGAUAUGAAAGGAAAAGUUAAACCAACACAAGACACUGUCGCUUCGUCUAUUACUACAAAUGUAGAACCAACAGCACAGAGUAGUGAGUCGUUGGAAUCACAAAGUGAACAUGUGAAUGUUUGUCUGAAUGCCAAAGAGGGGCAAGAACGUAUUUCAGUAAAAGAACCAACUAUACUUUCGGAUGACACUCCUAAAACCACGCGUUCAGCUUCUGAUUUAAACGAAACAUGCACUGAUAGAAGUGAAAUCAUAUAUUCGCGUGUUGGCAUGGGAAUACAAUCAGACAAUCGGUCUAUGCAUGGGAAUGAUGUAGAUGCGCCAAAUAUGCAUUGCAUUCCUAAAGCUGCACACAGAGGACGAACACAAAACAUGUGCAGGCCAUCCGACGAACUGUUUCAAAGGUUGUCUUUGCCGACAUUUAGAUACAGCGACAUAAGUGAACAUGGCUGGAAACCUAAGGCCAUCGGGCCCCUGCCAGUGCAAAGGCUACCCUAUAACAAACUUCGACGUCGAAAAUAUGUGAAAACGUCAUUGGAUAGCGAUAAAUUAGAUGCACUUGUUGCAUUUUAUGAUAAAAAGUUGCAAACUGACGACGACCUUGAGAUUAGUUCUAUUGACUUUGUUGACGAUAUAUUAGAACAGAUAUUAGUCUAUACGAAUGUGGCAACAGGUUACAAAUACUCCCGCCUGGCAGAUGACGAAGGCUCUGUGACAGUCGAUGCAAAUGUUGGAAAACUUGACGAGCUAGAUUACAGUGUUGAGAUUUUACUGGAAGACAAUGACGAGAUACUGCUGUCUGAUGAACCAUUUAAUAUCGUGUAUGCCAAUGAUGAUAUCGAUGCUAAUGUCAUAGAUGAGAUCCCAGCAACAAUGUUUGUGAAUGGUGGAAAACGUCUGUUUCCGGGAGAAUUGCGUCCAUUUGAUUUAGAAGACGACCCCGUCGACGUUCCAGAUGGUCAUGUAGCAGUAUGGCUCGGACCUACUGACGCUUCACGAUUUUCGGAAUGUACUUUCAAACAAACUGCAUGGGAAGAUGAAGUGCGGGGUUGGAUUCUACCAUAUCAAUUGUUAUAUCAUUUUCAUGGAGUCAUUGGUGAAACUAUUCAAAAUCUAGAACUUGAAGGUGUAUCAUUGAACAAUGGUGCAAGAGGUCCAGCGGUCACACUGACAAUCCUCCAACAGGAUGGACCUAACAUAUCUGUCGACAUUACCCCCAAACUGAACAUUGCAGCAGAAAAUCUCAAUGUGAAGGAUUUUCAUUGGCCGAGAAAAGAUACAAAAAAGAUGGCUGAAAAAGUCUAAGAUAAAGAAAGUAUGUGCUCAGACAAUUUACUUGGUACCAAAGGGAGACAAAUAUUGGAAAAUUUCGUUUGCGAAUCUUGAAACCAAGCUUCUGGAUGAUAUUGAUGACAAAGGAACAUGGCGGAAACAGUGUCUCCGAAUAAUGAAGAAGAAACUGAUUCAGUGGAAAUCCAAAUCUCGUGCAGGCCUUAAAUGUAUCUCCUCAUAUCUCUUGAAGACGACACUACUUUGGCUGUGUGAAAUAUUGCCAGACGACAGUUUCUGGAUCAGAGAUCAGCUUGCAAAUCGUUACCUGAACUUUCUACAAGAGCUAGAACAUAGGCUUAAAAAGAAAAGAUUGGGAGAAUAUUUUAACCCGUCAGUGAAUCUCCUGGAGUUUAAGGAUGCCGAAGAUAUGGAGGAACUGAGACAGUUUCUGUUAGACGAGAUUGAAGAAUUUACAAAAUAAUGUAUACAGAAAACACCAACUAGUUCAAGGCCAGUGAACUUAAUAACGGGUUGCAUUUACUUGCUGUGUCUACUUUGUAAAUGAUCUGAGAAGAGACUGCCUUGAUAAGUCCGACAGUUACUGGCCUAGGCGCGUAGCUACCUAUACGCCAGUAUACCCGUGAAUCCACAAUCCAUAAUUUUGCUAUUUUUUAGCUCGACUAUCCGAAGAAUUGGGGAGCUAUCCUACUCGCCCCGGCGUCGGCGUGAGCGUGAGCGUCACACAAAUGUUGAAGUUUGCGUACCACCCCAAAUAUUUUCAGAGUCCAUUGAGAUAUUGUUUUCAUAUUUUGCAUUCUUGUUUACCAUCAUGACCCCAGUCUGUAAAAAGGAGGAGGCAACUCUAUCAAGCAUUUUGACUGAAUUAUGGCCCCUUUUCGACUUAGAAUAAAUGUUAAUGUUUGUGUACCACCCCAAAUAUUUUCAAAGUCCAUUGGGAUAUUGCUUUCAUAUUUUGCAUACUUGUUUACCAUCCUGACCCAGGUCUGUAAAAAGGAGGAGUCAACUCUAUCAAGCAUUUUGACUGAAUUAUGGCCCCUUCUCGACUUAGAAUAUGCUUAUUGUAAUGUUAAAGUUUUUCUCAUUGCAUAUAUUAUACUAUCAAGCACUGAGAAUAGUCGAGCGCGCUGUCCACUGACAGCUCUGGUUUUUACAUCUUUAUCCUAGGUCUAGACUGAAUGUGUUCUAAAGCGUAAUUAGUUUGCUAUAUAUGAUAAAUUAUAUUAUUAAAUUCAAAGCCCGGGUGUUAGUUUUAGAACAUGUCUGGAUAUUGGUGGUGGUUAUCGCAUCGCCUCAGAAACUACUAAGGGGAUUUUGAUUACACUUUGUCAGAAUGAUGUGUUGGUACCCUGUUCGCUGACAGUAUCUCUUUGAAAGCGAAUAGCAUGGAUUCUUACCAGCCACGGAUGCGCAGGCUGGUCCGGAUCCAUGCUGGUCGCAAAGCCACUAUGUUGGUUUUCUCAUGGCACGGCUCAUUUAUUUAAUAGUUAUUAAAAUCCGCUACGACAUACUAAAUGUAAUUUAACAGAAAUUAACUUUAUAUUUUUUUAUAUAAUGCCAUAUUUUAGUUAUUAAAGAUUUUCUAUUUUUUUUAUAUCUUCUGACAAAAAGUUUGAAUUUUAUGCCCGUAGUGUUUUACAUUUAUUUACGAUAAAAACGAAAUAACUAUUUACGAUCGCGCUGUAUGAAAUUGUACAAGUAAUUUAUAAAAAAAAUCGGUUGUUUCUAUAUAUCUUUGAUUAAUAUUCUGCUAUUAUCUUAUCAAAAUUGCUAUAGAAUCCGAGCUAUGUUUAUUUUCUAGCGGUGCUGAAAGUUUUAGGUGAUAAUAUAAGAUUAUGAACGCACUACGCGUUCGUGGUCCGUCGUU
Molecule: messenger RNA, 4654 nt
Organism: Mercenaria mercenaria
Lineage: Eukaryota; Metazoa; Mollusca; Bivalvia; Venerida; Veneridae
Exons: 5
Coding region: 946-2802 (618 amino acids)
Source: RefSeq, a predicted model, not a curated record